UCCACUGUACAGUAUAGUAAGAACAGCUUCCAAGCAUCCCGGCAAGCUAGCGCUGACGUGACUCGAAUCAUGGACAGAACUGGAGUUGAACCGCAGUCUCAGCCGCUGCUUAGUUCUAAGUCAGAAGAGGUUAAGGAUUACUUGGCACUCUCCAUCAUUACCUGUCUGUUUUGCUGUUGGCCACUUGGACUAGCCGCAAUCGUGAUGUCAGGAAGGGUGCGUGAAGCUAAAUUGAGGGGUAACGAGCAUGAAGCGAUUUCUGCGUCUUCUACUACUCGUAACCUGAUCAUCGCUUCAGUCAUCUGUGGAAUUGCUAUUUUCAUUGUUCUUAUCAUAUUAUUGUUUGUUGUCAAACCACAACAGUCAAACUGAUUGCCAUGAAACGUGAAAGACAGAAGAAAUAUGUCGUGACGUUAGUAGGCAAACUGAAUAGUUUGCUAGUGACAAUGUAUUGUGUUGAGUUACUAGUCUGAUUGUGCCAAGUUUGUGCUAUGUAUGUGUUUGAAUUGGUUGUCGCGAGUGAGCAAAAUGAGCUGGUGUGCAAAUGACAAAGACUGAAUCAAAUAAUUAGAAGAUCUAGAUUGCCAAUGCCUUUGAGCCCUUCUAUGUAAGCAGAUUUAAAAUUCAAAACAUCUUGGCGCUUAGUGUGCAGUGCAUAUCAGUAAUAAUUGUGCACU
Molecule: messenger RNA, 677 nt
Organism: Corticium candelabrum
Lineage: Eukaryota; Metazoa; Porifera; Homoscleromorpha; Homosclerophorida; Plakinidae
Product: synapse differentiation-inducing gene protein 1-like
Exons: 3
Coding region: 70-372 (100 amino acids)
Cellular component (GO): membrane
Source: RefSeq, a predicted model, not a curated record